GGGACAAUGACUAACAAAGGUUGAGGCCAGGAGGGGUACACAGAAUGUAGGAUAUAUUGCAGGGGGAGUUCCUACUUGCACAAUUCAGAAAAGCUGGUGUUGUUGGGAAGGAUCCAGAUGGCACAGGCUGUGAAGUACUCUUUGAAAUGAAGAACGUCAGCAUGCAAAGCAACAGGGUGGUCCAGUUGUUUCUUGGCCAGAGUCUGUUGGUGACCAUUCAUGCAGACUAAUAGCUUGUUGGGUGUUUGGUCAGUUUUGGUGUGAUCUCCCUAUUUCAUUUGUAUAUGUUCCUAUCAAAAACUGCUUAGAACUCAUCUCCCAGUUAUUGUAUAGUACAGUUGUUGGAUUGUUUAAGCACACGUUAACACCAUUGUGUUUUCUAGAUGGUGGUCAGUAUUUCAACUAGUUGGACAGAGUGGUGAUGGGAAGUCUGUUAGCUCCACCUAUAGGCAACCUUUUUAUGGAGAAAUUUGAAGACUUUGCUAUGGACAUGGCUGCAGAUAAACCAGAUUGCUUUUCUUUUUGUUGAUGACACCUUUAUCAUCUGGCUUCAUGGAUGUGAAAAACUGGGAGAAUUCUUAGAACACCUGAACGGUAUUCAUGACCAGCAUAAUUGAAGUUGAGAUGAAUGGUGCAUUGCCCUUGAUAUUCUCAUUUGCCAGAUGGCCAAUGGAUGCCUCAGCUACAGUGUGUACAGGAAAUCUACACAUGCAGAUCAGUAUCUGCAUGCCCUUAGCCACCACCAUUGGCACAAAAAUGCAGCAUUCUCAACACCCUUAUCCACUGUGCUGAAGUCAUCUCACACUAGAAUUAACCACCUCUGAAAAUUCUUCCAGGAAAAUGGCAACAAUCAGCACCAGUAAUGCCAGAUAUUUCUGGUGGGACACAAAGGCAGAACACUGCCAAAGAAGAGAACAAGGAACUUGCUUAUUUGCCUUUCUGUGGUACAGUGUCAAGAAAGAUUAGUCAGUUCCUGAAGAGACACAUCUCAUCAAUGUUCAGGGCCCCAGGAAAAAAAUAUGACAGCUCAUGAGGUCUGUGAAGAAUGAUUUGGGACUUAGAAUGUCUGCAGUGUGCAAAAUACCACACCAAUGUGGCUGCUAUUACAUUGACCAAACAGCCCACACUGUGGAGCAAUGCUGGACAGAACACAAGAGCAGAUAUCCUGAAAAAUCGGCUAUGGCAGAAUAUGGUUUUGGAAAAACAACAAAAAGUUCUAUUUGAUGAAACAUCUCUCAUUAUGAAGAUGAAGGGAUUUUGGGAUAGCAUCAUAAAAAGUAGUAGGAAUAUAAAUAUCGGAAAAUGCCACCAACAAGGAUGGUGGUUUGCAGAUGAAGAGAGCACCAGUGACAUCAGAAAUCACAGCCACCAGUGCAGCUAUAUAAGAGCAAUGCCACAUCAUUCACAGUAGUUACUUACCACUUGACAGUGGCCGAGGAGAGCUCAGUUGAGAGCUCAUGAGAUUUUAAUCAUCUGACACACACGGUAGCCCGAGAAGAUUUUUUAAUUCAUAUUACUCUGAGACCAUGCAUUAAUACGAAGUUUUGUAUGUCUCCAAUGGGAGAUCUAUAUAGGCAUACCACAAUUGUUUUGCAUUAUGAUAAUUCAGUGUCUGAUAUUUUAAAAUACUUUAUAUUAUUUAGUGUAUUAAGUGGAACUAGAUGUUUGUAAGGUCUUCAUUUUUCAACAAAGAUGCAGUUUCCAUCAAUGUGGAUUUUUGUUCUCCAAGUGUAAGCUGCCAGUUCAUAGUUGGUAUUGCAUUCUCUCUUAACCAUGCUCAUUCACAGUACUGAAGAAUCAUUGAAUUAUGGGUUGCUUGAUUGAGCUCUUACCUUUGCUUUGCCUUCUGAGUCCUAUUUCUUAUGAAAGUCUUUGAGCACAUGACUUAUUUUACUGGGGUACAGAAAUCUAUCAUUUUUCUGUUCUUAUUUAAAUUGUCACCUGCUUCAUUAAAAAUGAGUUUCCUUAUUUUAAUUUUAUGUAUUUAUUUAUAAUUUAUUUGAUAAAAGUACACACAUCUGGAAAUAGUUUAUUGCAAGUUUUAAAGACUAACCUAUUCAGAUGCAUUCCACUUUUUGCUAGACACUUACUGAUAACUAAUUUAUUAAGAUGUAAAAAUACUGCUCCUAAAGUAUCACACUGUUCUUACACACAGUCAUUUAUCUUGUCUCUGUAGCUGUUACCCACUGAUCUGUGCAUAAUUUCACUCAUUACUAUAUCCUGGAUAGACUUAUUGGUGUUCUAAUUACAUUUCUUGUUUUGUUUGUGAGCUUACUUUCACUGCAGCUGCAAUGACCAUUCACCCCAUAUGCACAAAGAGAUAAGUGCUCUGGUGCAAAGGCAUUGCAAAAAUUAGAAACAUAGCAGUACCUCAUAAACAACUUUAGAAAUUAUUUGACGUUUAGCUUCAAGAAUUUAAAAAUCCUGUUAGCAAGAUGAAACACAUCGUAGUUCAUUGUAAAGAUGCAGGACAAGUUGCAAUAUAUUGUAACAGGACUCAAUAUUUAAUGAUAUAGGAGAAGUGGUUUCUCUGUAUUCUUUACUUCCUGUCAACUGCUGGUCAAACAUUCUGUCAAGAUGAUAUCCACAAAGGCAGUAAUCAUUGGUGCGGGAGCCUCAGGAAUCGCUGCAGCUUGUCGUCUCCUAGAGCGAGGAAUGAAUGAUUUUGUGGUUCUGGAAGCAGAGGACCGCAUUGGUGGACGGGUACACAGUGUAGAUUUCUGUGGCAACAUAGUUGAUCUUGGGGCACACUGGGUGCAUGGUGAAAAAGGAAAUGUAGUUUUUGCAUUACUUAAAGAUCUAAACAUUCUUCAGACGUCAGUUACAAGUAUUACGCAAGAUAAUGUUAUGUUUGUGGAUUCAUCUGGAAAGCCAGUAGCACCUGAAAAACUAGCAAAAAUAUAUGGUAUCCUAUCAGAAAUUGAAGAAAACAGUAAAAGUGGCUUGAAAAAUUUCUGGGGAUCUGUUGGGGACUAUUUCACAAGGGAAUUUCAGAGACAAAUUACACAACCAGGAUUAAUUUCUGCAGAAGAUCUACCUCUUGCAUAUUCUUUCCUCGAGUGGUAUUCCAAAUUUGAACAAUCGAUUGAUGGUUCUGAUAGCUGGUUCCAAACAUCUGGAAAGGGUCUCACAGAGUACUGGGAAUGUGAAGGAAAUCCGCUUUGGGCCUGGAAACAUGGAGGCUACAGAAACAUUUUGGAUGUUUUGAUGAAAAAGUAUCCAAAUCCUGACCAAGAACUUCCUUUGAAGGAACGUUUACAACUUAGUAAGGAAGUAACAAAAAUUGAAUGGGAUUCAUUGCCUAAUGAAAUCAGAGGGAAAGUUAUUGUCAGUUGUCUUGAUGGAUCACAGUAUAUUGCAGACCACGUUAUUGUGACUGUUUCUCUUGGUGUGCUUAAGGCACAAGCAAAGGCAAUGUUCAGUCCCCCAUUACCUGCUUACAAGAUGAAUGCUAUUAAGGGGCUAUCCAUUGGAACAGUAAACAAGGUGUAUAUGAAAUUUUCUCAUCAGUGGUGGCCAGAAGAUUGUAGUGGUUUUGGAUUUUUGUGGAAUGCAGAGGAUAAAGCUGGAUCAGAAACAUCUGGAGGUGAUGAGCAGAAUUGGUUGAAGGAGGUGUUCACAUUUAAUACUGUUGAUAAUCAUCCUCUUUGUUUGUGUGGCUGGAUUGUUGGUCCUGAGGCUCGAAAAAUGGAACUUAUGUCUGAUACAGAAGUCUGUGACAGUUUAAUGAGUUUGCUUAAGCGUUUCCUUGGAAAGCAUUUCAAAGUGCCAUAUCCUGAAAAAAUAUUGAGGUCAAGUUGGACAGCAAAUCCCCAUUUUCGUGGGUCCUACAGUUUCCGAAGUUUGGAUACAGAAAGAUAUGGUACAAAUGCUGCUAGUCUGGCAAAACCAAUAUCCAACACUGAUGGCAAUCAGGUUUUACUGUUUGCUGGAGAGGCCACACAUGAUCACUACUACUCUACUGUUCAUGGGGCAAUAGAGACAGGCUGGAGGGAGGCUGACCGAAUUCUUAAUGAGGCCAGAUUAUUUAAGAAAUCAUCUCUCUGAAUUUGCCAGAUGAACCUGUCUGAGACAACCCAAGUAACUUCAUUGGCAUCCAAGUGCUGUGAUACACAGUUUUCCAAAUAUUUGCUUAAUAAUGUUAUGUAACUCUGUUUGAGACCUUCAAAUUUAAUAAAUAUACAAUUCCAUAAACAGAAA
Molecule: messenger RNA, 4200 nt
Organism: Schistocerca gregaria
Lineage: Eukaryota; Metazoa; Arthropoda; Insecta; Orthoptera; Acrididae
Product: spermine oxidase-like
Exons: 10
Coding region: 2578-4047 (489 amino acids)
Molecular function (GO): polyamine oxidase activity
Source: RefSeq, a predicted model, not a curated record